Oncorhynchus tshawytscha (Chinook salmon) is the source of this 1491-nucleotide messenger RNA. RefSeq names its product hyaluronan and proteoglycan link protein 1b (gene hapln1b). The record is from RefSeq and is a predicted model, not a curated record. Bases 349 to 1407 code for a protein of 352 amino acids. Gene Ontology annotation, biological process: cell adhesion. Gene Ontology annotation, molecular function: hyaluronic acid binding. Lineage: Eukaryota; Metazoa; Chordata; Actinopteri; Salmoniformes; Salmonidae. The transcript has 6 exons.
GUGGAACUGGGAACAUUCGCCUCUGCUGCUCGGAGUGGUCCAGAAACCGGACGUGCAAGGCUACAGGGCGGCUAUUAGGUAGAGCCAAGGAAGAACGCCACACAGCCACACCUGAAAUAGCCCGCUGCUCUCACAGGAGACGCUUGUUUGACUAGCAGCAAUAAGAAGAAGCAACUUCGAGAUUUUUUUUCUGCUUCAUGUGUUCAUUUCUUGUUGCUUAGCUAGUGACGUGGUUCCUCCCAGGUCGCUGCGAGGUGCAAUCAUUCGCAACUGGACGGUGUCAAAAUCACCUCGUCGCACAGCUGGAAAAGUUAUACGUGAGCAGACCCCCGGGUGUAGUGACAGAAGAUGCUUCCUGCGCUGAUCUGUGCCCUGGUCUCUCUGAGCUUGGCCGACAACUUUGACACGGCAUACCCUGAACUGGAGCACUACAGAACCAUCUAUGUACAAGAGAAUGGACCUCAGCUCUCUGUGGUGACGGAGCAGUCCAAGAUGGUGUCGAGGCGGGGGGGUAAUGCCACCCUGCCCUGUAAAUUCCACAGGGAUGCGUCACUGCCGGCCAACCCCAAACUGAGGAUCAAAUGGACUAAGCUGACCUCAGACUACCUCAAAGAGGUGGAUGUCUUCGUUGCCAUGGGUUUCCACAAGCGGAGCUACGGACGUUUCCACGGGCGCGUCUACCUACGGGACUCGGCCCCCACAGAUGCGUCGUUGGUCAUCACAGAACUCACACUGGAGGAUUAUGGGAGAUAUAAGUGUGAGGUCAUCGACGGGUUGGAAGACGGAACAGGCGUGGUGUCCCUGGACCUGCAAGGUAUCGUCUACCCCUACUUCCCUCGGCUGGGUCGUUACAACCUGAACUUCUUUGAUGCCGAGCGGGCGUGUCGCGAGCAGGACUCCAUCGUGGCGUCGUUUGACCAGCUGUACGAGGCGUGGCGUGGGGGUUUAGACUGGUGCAACGCUGGGUGGCUGAGUGACGGAUCCGUCCAGUACCCCAUCACCACCCCCAGGGAGCCCUGUGGGGGCAAGAACACUGUCCCCGGGGUACGCAACUACGGCCUCAGAGACAAGGAGAAGAACAGAUACGACGUGUUCUGUUUCACCUCCAACUACAAAGGGCGGUUCUACUACCUGAUCCACCCCUCCAAGCUUACAUAUGACGAGGCUGUGGUUGCGUGUCAAAAGGACGGAGCUCAGAUUGCCAAGGUGGGCCAGAUGUAUGCCGCCUGGAAGCUAUUGGGCUACGACCGCUGUGACGCCGGCUGGUUGGCUGACGGGAGCGUCCGUUACCCCAUCACCCGCCCCCGUAGGCGCUGCAGCCCAACGGAAGCUGCCGUGAGGUUCAACGGCUACCCCGACAAGAAACACAAGCUGUACGGAGUCUACUGCUUCAAGGGCCACAACUGAGAACCCCAAUACGCUCACACACACACACACUCACACACACACACACACACACACACACACACACACACACACACACACACACAC